AUGACGAGCAAAUCUGUCAAUACGAGUAAUAGGUCAAUUAAGAGUACCAAUAAUUCCGAGCAUUACAUUGGUAGUGAACAACCUUCAGAGCGUGGAUCUACAAAUGCUACCCGUGAACAAUUACCUGGGCUUGAAAAUGAGCAGGAACCAUUGCUAGGACGUUCUACAUCUGGUAAACCAUCUCAUAGAGCUAUUGGCGUUCAACCGCAACCCAUUCCAAAUCCAAGUGAAGAAGAUGAACGUACAUUUGAUUUUGAGUCACAGUUCCAAAGAAAAUUAUUUGGGAUUCAUAGACAAUACAGAUUGUUUAUUAGCAAUUCUAGAUGGAUUUUAAAUAUCUUCAUCAUCUUGAAUACCGUCUGGUUGGUGACUACAUUGAUUGGUGACUUUUUCUUCAAUAUUAAUAUCUUUAAAACCAACAAUAGGUAUUGCAGUUUUAGCGAUCUGACGUUAAUAUUCAUUUCCAUCAUUGCCAAUAUUUUUAACCUAUGGUUUAACAAACUGGGUCUUUAUUCUUCGUUGGAUUAUGCUCUCAAUAUUACGCUAUGCGUAUUAACAUUGUUCAAUUUGGGACUAUUAUAUCUGGUCAGUUAUACGAGACAAAGACUUGGAAUUGCAGGUACUUUCACACAUUUAUGGGCAGCCUUUUCCUUUUUCAUUGGUGUUAUCAUCGAUUGGUAUCUAUUGAGUUAUAACAGUCAAUUAAACAAACCAUUUAACGAGGACGAAGAACAUAGUGGUGACAAUCAUCGCCGUGGAAAUGCUGAUUUUGCUUCUUCAGGGAAACAUACUUUGACAGAAUGGAUUUACAUUGGAGUUAGGAAUUUAGUCAAGUGUGCCAUCUUAGUUUUCUUCGUUCUUUUCACUUUGAAUACGAUGUUGUCAACUUUGGAUAUCCAUAGAGUUUCUAAAAAUUCAGCUGAAGUAGAUGCAGAGGCCGCCUCUUACAAUGCAUUUCAUUGGGUUGAUAAGGCACAUACUUAUAAAUUACACAUCGAAUGUUAUGGUGACGUGUUUGAUAAUAAAUCACCAGAAGAUGGGGAAUCUAGACAGCCUAUUCUACUCUUUGAGCAUGGUGGAUUGGAUACUGGUUAUUUAUCAGCAUCAUGGAUUCAGGAACUUUACCAUUUGAACAAAAUUGAAAGAUAUUGUACUUAUGAAAGACCAGGAUACGGAUUAAGUGACUCUGCACCAGCGCCUAUUUCUAUCGCAAUGGUAGCAGAUGCAUUAAAAUAUGCGCUUUUGAAUGAGGCUAAGAUUAAGGGCCCUUUUGUCACUGUAGGUUACGAUUUAGGCGGUUUAUUUACUCAAGUUUUUACCGCCAAGAAUCUAGAUAUGGUAGAUGGAAUGAUGUUAGUGGAGUCAUGGCAUGAAGAUCUGCUACUGAAGAACUACUUACAAAGAUUACUACCACCUUCUCGUGAUGGUAAUAAAGACCCGGAUGAUGUAAGUUGGUUACCACCAGAAAUUGCAAGACAUAACGGAUUUAAGAUUUUUUGGGACGGUCUAUGGUCAAGUUGGGGCCUAAAGCUUCAAACUUCGUGGUUAUUUGCACAUCAUGGCUCUAAAGAGAGAGUCCUUGGGCGUGACAUGAAGUACCAAGGUAAGUUCCUACGUGCCAAAUUUUUGGAAAGUGUGACCAGUUCCCUAUUAAGUUAUAAGGACGUCUUGAGUGCCAAAGAAAAAUUAUUAGACGUUAAAUUAAGCGUUGUUAGCUCUAGAGAAUUAGUCAAAAAAUCACCUCAAUGGGGUAAUUGGCAAAGAGAAUUAACCAAAAUUUCUGCUAAGGCCAGAGAAUGGAAAAUUGUGGAAGGUGGACAUGACGUCUAUAAAUAUGGACUGGGAAAACAACAGACGCAGGACGUUUUACUGAGGCUGAUUGGCGAACAAGAAAUGCGUUGA
Molecule: messenger RNA, 1902 nt
Organism: Zygosaccharomyces rouxii
Lineage: Eukaryota; Fungi; Ascomycota; Saccharomycetes; Saccharomycetales; Saccharomycetaceae
Exons: 1
Coding region: 1-1902 (633 amino acids)
Biological process (GO): regulation of lipid storage
Cellular component (GO): endoplasmic reticulum
Source: RefSeq, a predicted model, not a curated record